ACCAGGUGUCCCGAAUGAUGAAUUUGGUGAAGAGCAUCGGCAAGUCCGUGGAGGCUAAGAGCGUCGAGGGGGAGGUGGUCCUCGCUCAGGCUCCCAACGGCGCCUCGAUGAUGGUCGCCAAAGUAACAGAGGAAAUGCUGAACCACGGCAUGAAGGUGGCGGUGACGAAGGGCGGCGGAGAGAUCCAGCUGCCCACUUCCUUCUGCCCCUCCCGUUCGCUGGGCAUGGACGCCUGCAACCAGACCGUCACUCUGUCGGCUGUGGAGUGGCCCUCCGUCACUUACUCGUAUGCCCAGUCGUCGAAUCAGUUAAGCAAGAGUACAAAAGUCGUUAGUCUGGACGUGUUUCUGAACGGGCAGCCCGUCUCCGUCAACGAUACGGAGGGUAUCAUCGUCAGCAUUCCACGAAGCCCCGAGGAUCUGCCAGACCCGAUCCUCAUGGCGCGGGAUGAAGUGGUGGCGAGGAUGGUCCACGUGCCCAUCGUCUACACGCAGUUCAACGUCUCGCGUCCCGGCUCGGCCGUGAAUAUUGAGAUCAUUGCCAACGGAACUUCUGCUGAUCGCUCUGUUCUCCUGCUUAGCCACGAAAAGAUGCCUACUCCUGCUAGCUACGAGAUGCUCAUUCCGCUGUCCAGUAUCCCUGCUAACGAGAAUGAUAUUAAAGACCUUUUCCUCAACUCGAGCGACGUUAGAAACCGCACCGGCCGUUUCUUCUUGGGUUUGGCGUCGCUCCUGGGUAACGUUGCCAUGGAAACGGCCUUGAAGAACAUCACCAAAGAUCAUUUAGACUGGGAACCGGACGUCACCUACAGCCUGCGCGUCUUCACCUCCGGCUGCUACUACUUCGACGAGGCUCUUGAUGAAUGGUCCAACAGGGGGCUUGAGGUCGUGUCCACGAGUUACGUGAUGACCCAGUGCCAAGCGUCGCAUCUCACGUCCUUUGCAAGUGGCUUCUUCCCCUCGCCCAAUGAGAUCAACUUCGAGUUCAUCUUCGCCAAUGCUGGUUUUACCGAUAACGUGUCUAUCUACAUGACGCUCGCCUUCACUCUGGCCUUGUUCAUGGUGCUCCUUAUCUGGGCGCGAUACAAGGACCGGGAGGAUUUGAAGGAGCUGGGCGUGACCCCGCUGCGCAGACAACAACGUGGACGACCGCUACCUGUACGAGGUCGUGGUUUUCACAGGUAGCGACAAGGAGGCUUCGUGUCAGUCCAAUGUGCAGGUAUAGAAGCGAGGAUGAGGAUUUUUCUUUUCUUUUCUUUUGCUUUGUAUUUUAUUAAAUAAAUGUAUGUGUGGUGAUUAUUUUUUAAUAGAUAAGUGUGUUUUGAUUUGCUUGAUGUGUACGUUUUUUUAUAUAAAUUCAUAUGUGGUGUUUUUUUGUUUUGUUUUUUUAUUUAAUACAUUUGUGGGAUUUUUUUUAUAUAUAAAUUCUUGUGUGGUGAAAAAUAAAUAGAACCUAGACAAAAUUAGCGAAUUAUAAUUUUUUUUUAUUUGCUGUAUGUCAAAUUCAUAUUCAUUUUCUGUUAUGCAAGCUUUUUUGGUGUUAGAACAAAAUAUUAAUUUAUUCUUAACAUUCACAAUAGCUUCAUUUCAGUGCAGGUAUAUUUUAGGCAACCCUUGUGGAUAUUUACUAAAUAUGUCA
Penaeus monodon (black tiger shrimp) is the source of this 1638-nucleotide messenger RNA. Its product is annotated as polycystic kidney disease protein 1-like 2. Gene Ontology annotation, biological process: detection of mechanical stimulus. Gene Ontology annotation, molecular function: calcium channel activity. The record is from RefSeq and is a predicted model, not a curated record. Lineage: Eukaryota; Metazoa; Arthropoda; Malacostraca; Decapoda; Penaeidae. Gene Ontology annotation, cellular component: membrane. The transcript is spliced from 10 exons. Bases 15 to 1184 code for a protein of 389 amino acids.